AUGGAGCACUCUAGCGCAGGUGACAACUCUGAACCGGCCAAGACCACCCCGAACACCUCUAGUCAAAGUCCCCAUGCUGAACCCCCGCUCCCUCUAGAUCUGCCAGAGGCAGAAGAGUCCCAGAUCGCUACUCAGACACUCGCCAACACUCAGCCCUCCACCGCAACCACCGUCACUCCAGCUGACUGGUGGGUCUACCAGAUCCCUUCCCCCACAGCCUCCUACGACGCCGACGACGACUAUGGUAUCGGUGCUGACAUGGACAAUGUCGCAACUCUGGGCGAGGUAGAGGAGGAGCAAACGGAGCAGGAGACAGCCCCCACAUCUGAAACUACAGCUCCUUCACGGCGAUCUACAGGCAGGACUCUCCCUCGCUGGACCCCCGAAGAAGAAUGCGAGGUCCUAGCCGCGUUCAUCACCAGGCAGGCACAGAUCCGGGCGCGCACUGGGCAGCAAGGCCGCAGUUGGUACCCGUUAAUCCAGCAAGAGCUUCUGGAGCAGAAUCCCCGUUGGCGUCACGAUGUAGCAGCGCUCAAAGCGAAGUACAAUCGCAUGAAGGAGCAAUGGCGCAAGAUCAACGAUCGCAGCAAGCGCUCCGGGGUGGACCGCGCUACUGGUCUCCCUGCUUGGUAUCACCUCGGCGAGACUUUAUGGGACACGAUCACGCUCGCGUCUCCGACAUCCGGUCCGCCUGAUUCAGGUGCGACGACGGGUGUCUCGAUCCGCAGUCGUCGCCAAAUCUGGGGAGCGCGCCCGGCGACUGAUGGGAAAGAAGGGUGCAGCCGCAACGCGUGGUAUCAGUAUCCACGCAAAUAG
This is a messenger RNA of Closterium sp. Naga37s-1, 816 nucleotides long. The record is from the annotation of a GenBank genome assembly. Lineage: Eukaryota; Viridiplantae; Streptophyta; Zygnematophyceae; Desmidiales; Closteriaceae.